GCUUGGGACAUGAUCGGUUUAACAUCGAAACGGUUCGCACUGAGUGAAAAAUUCAAUCCGUAGACUGGUGAUCGGGGGGGAUAUCCGGCGAGGGUGCGAGGGAAAGCUCGCCUUAAGAGUGGACAAGUGGUUUUGCUUUAAAGUUCCAAUUGAAUAGCAGUUUGAUUAUUCAGUGUGGGAUGAAGAUAAUUUUGAUGCAAGGAUCUUGGUGUCAAAUUACCCUGAGCGAAAAAAGUGGCUCGAAGUUUUUUUCCCCAUUUGUUCGGAUUGAUUGAAAUUUGGAAAGAGUAUCUUUCGCGGUGGAUGUCAGUGUGUAGAACAUGAAGAGUGACAGAUUGAAGAUGGAAACAUUAAAGGCUAUAAAUAAAUCAAAUCGCCAACUCGGAUGGAGGCUUUAAAGGGAACGCGGAACCGUGAUGAUAAUACUAAGAAGACUUGGCGCCAGAUUCCCACCAUGUUUUUAGCAAGCAACAGUCGCGUACACACCUAGCUAUAUGUAAACGAACCGCACAAAGCGUGCCAGUGAAGUGGCAAACAGGAUUAAGAGCAGAAAAAGAACAAUUUAAAGUGAACAAUGCUGCUACCGUUGGCUGUUAUCCUCUUGUGGUUUGGGGAAACGCUGGCGGGUGCGCCUCCAAUCUCAUCGUUCUCGUGGGAAAAUUUCGAAAACAUAACCCACGAGCCGGCUUUUGUGACGAGGGGCAGAGUGCUGCGAAGUGUAAGCAAAUCGGUCCUAUUAGUGAAUGAAACCAACGUUCUGAAUAGAAAUUCCAUCAAUACGGCUUUCGAGCGAACGAGACUGUCUGCGGCCGGCGGGAAAAAACGACUCCGGGAGGUGUCCAUUCUCGGACUGUUCGAGCUGAGCACCCGGCAGGGAGUGCGGAAGGAAGGAUACAGUGAAUUGGCGGCCGCCCAACUGGCGGUGCAACAUAUCAACCGGAGGGGUUUGCUGCUCGGAUACACACUGAAGCUCUUAACGAAUGAUACCAAGUGUGAUCCAGGCGUUGGUAUCGAUCGUUUUUUUCAUGCCCUGUACACCCAUCUGGAUAAACGAAUAAUCAUGGUAUUGGGUUCCGCUUGUUCUGAAGUCACCGAAAGCCUAGCCAAAGUGGUUCCAUACUGGAAUAUUGUGCAGGUUUCCUUCGGUUCGACUUCCCCGGCACUGAGCGAUCGAAGAGAGUUUCCACUGUUCUACAGAACCGUCGCACCCGAUUCAUCACACCACUCGGCGCGUAUUGCGUUCAUUCGAUACUUUGGCUGGGAUACGGUCGCAACUUUUUCCGAAAAUGAGGAAGGCCAUUCGCUGGCCAUCAACGAUUUGGUUACCGAGCUGGAGCGGGCUAACAUUACCUGCGCUGCGACGAUUUCGUUCGCCGAGACGGAUUUCAAGGAACAGCUCAAGCUACUGCGGGAUAAAGACAUACGGGUUAUUAUUGGCAGCUUCUCACACGAAAUCGCUGCGAAAGUGUUUUGUGAGGCCUACUAUUUGGGUAUGUUCGGAGCUGACUACGCGUGGAUUCUCCAAGACUCGCAGAUCUCCUUCUGGUGGUUGGUCCAAUCGGCCACUUGCCCCCUGUCGAAUCUCCUGCGGGCGGUAGAAAAUGUGCUGCUAGUGUCCAGCUACAAUAGUAUCGUAGGAAUGGGAAACGCCCUCAGCGGUUUGGUAAGAACCAUAAAUUUGUUGAAUGAACCGAAAAGUACAUUCCACUCACUAUUCCAGACAAACGAAAUCUUCCUCCGAAAGCUGCUGGAAAUGAACGUGACGGAUCCGGUAUCGCAGUUCGCCCCACAGACCUACGAUGCCGUGUGGGCGAUGGCACUAGCACUGCGUGGUGCCGAACGGACCUGGACCCAAGUGGCGCACCCAAAUCGAACCCGGCUAGCGCACUACGAUUACACUCGAUUUGACAUCGCUCGGGAACUGCUGCGACAAUUCGACAGCCUACAGUUCAAUGGCAUUUCCGGGCCGGUUUCGUUCGACGGAGCCGAUCGCGUUGGUACGACUUCAUUCCACCAGAUUCAGGCCGGUGCGCUGCGGUUGAUUGCAUUCUACUAUCGCAAAAAUCAGACGCUUGAUUUUGGUUGUCCUGAGUGCGACUCCGUGCAGUGGGAAUCUGGCCAGGUGCCGAUUGCCAAGCGUAUUCUACGUCUCCGAGUCGAUGCAGUGUCACCGUUGGCUUUCUACACCAUCGUUAUUCUGUCAAUUGUAGGAAUAGUUAUGUCGGUACUAUUCCUUGGAUUAAACUUGCAUUUCCGGAAGUUGAAAACGAUGAAGCUGUCCAGCCCAAAGCUAAGCACAAUCACCGUUUGUGGGUGUAUUGUAGUGUACGUAGCAACAAUCUUGCUUGGAUUGGAUCAUUCUACGCUGCCUUGGCCAUCGGUUACGUUCUCCACUAUCUGCAUGGCAAGAAUUUAUUUUCUUUCAGCUGGAUUUUCUCUAGCUUUCGGAGCUAUGUUUGCCAAAACCUUCCGAGUUUAUCGAUUGUUCACAUUAAGUGCCGGAGGCCUUUGCAGGGAUAAGAUUCUGAGGGAUACUCAACUGAUUUCACUGAUUGGAGCCCUACUGCUGCUGGAUGCCUGUGUAGUUUCAUUCUGGAUGACGGCUGAUCCGAUGGAACGAUAUUUGCACAAUUUAACGUUGGAAAUUAGUGCCACGGAUCGAAGUUUGGUUUACCUCCCACAGGUCGAACUCUGCCGUUCGCGGCACUACGAAAGUUGGCUUGGAAUUUUGUACGUCUAUAAGGGAAUGCUGCUGAUUGUUGGAGUUUACAUGGCGUGGCAAACGAGGAAUGUGAAGAUCGCAGCUUUGAACGAUUCUCAGUAUAUUGGGGUGUCGGUUUACAGUGUGGUGAUUACGAGUGCAAGUGUUGCCGUGCUGACGAAUCUUCUGUACGAAAAAGUCACACUGGCAUUUGUGAUCACUUCAGGUUUCAUUCUCGUCUCAACGACAGCAACACUCUGUUUGUUGUUUCUUCCCAAAGUAAAGGACAUUUUCGACAAGGGAGAGGUCUAUGAUCCAGUGAUUCACAGCAUGGGACUAAAAAUGCAGUGCAAUACGCGCAGGUUUGUUGUGGAUGAUCGACGUGAACUUCAGUUUCGCGUGGAAGUUCAAAACCGAGUGUACCGGAAAGAAAUCGAAGCUUUGGAUGCUGAAAUCAACCGGUUAGAGAAGCUAUUAGCUUAUUCUUCACGAUCGUCAUCGCACUCAUCGGAAACUAAUGUCAAACAAUUGGAGGACUUCGAUGCAUUCAGUGCAACAUCCAGCGGUCUUCCGAUGUUGCUACUGUCUGUUCUGCCGCCGGUUAUACCACGAGCGAGUUGGCCAACUGUUGAGCUGAUUCCAUCUCCGUUAAAAAGAAACGUGGCUUUCAGCUCGCAACCACAAAUUGAAAUUGGGAACGGUGAUGAAAACACCGGAGGGGUCAUCGGUCGGAUGAGGUGUUUGUUUGGAUCACGAAUACACAAAACGGCCUCCACUUCGGCGCUGGGUGGACUUGCGGCUACCGGACUGGCACUGCGCCCUUCGGCUUUGACAAUCUUCACCGAAACGGACGCCGAAGAAGAGCUUUCUUCACCGAGUGUUCGCGGUAGAACGGAAAUUUUCACGGUGCAGCAACCAUCAGCGGAAGAGUUGCGACUGACGGGAUCUGAACCACGGGUGAACUUUGCGUUACCUGAUGAGGAUGGCCGUCGUCGGGCUUCGACCGUGGAGCCACUGACCUUGCGUGAACGUAUCAAGGGAUCUCCCCGCUUCCCACAUCGGGUGCGCCCUGUUGGACGUCCCAUCCGACUAGGUGAUUGCGGUCAGCCGAGCUUUUUGACGGUCAAAAGUUGCGAGGGAUUGCCGCGGCAAAAUGCUAAUUCGGAGAUCAAGUGGAAGUCAAUGGAUUUGAUUACGUCCGGUGAUGGGGAGCAAUACUAGACCACGGAAGCAAAAGAUUGUUGUGACAUGUCUGCUGUUUCUCUCUAGGCGGUUUCAGAGUAGACCGAAUUGAAAGCAAUGACCACUGAAACUGGUUAACAUUAGGCGAUAUAUUAUAUACUACUGCGUGCUGUGUUCUAUAGAGAAAUAUAGUGUACUUCUAGA
Molecule: messenger RNA, 4087 nt
Organism: Wyeomyia smithii (pitcher-plant mosquito)
Lineage: Eukaryota; Metazoa; Arthropoda; Insecta; Diptera; Culicidae
Gene: GABA-B-R3
Product: gamma-aminobutyric acid type B receptor subunit 2
Exons: 7
Coding region: 575-3922 (1115 amino acids)
Biological process (GO): G protein-coupled receptor signaling pathway; gamma-aminobutyric acid signaling pathway
Cellular component (GO): G protein-coupled receptor heterodimeric complex; membrane
Molecular function (GO): G protein-coupled GABA receptor activity
Source: RefSeq, a predicted model, not a curated record